Molecule: messenger RNA, 2771 nt
Organism: Exaiptasia diaphana
Lineage: Eukaryota; Metazoa; Cnidaria; Anthozoa; Actiniaria; Aiptasiidae
Product: steroid 17-alpha-hydroxylase/17,20 lyase
Exons: 2
Coding region: 86-1564 (492 amino acids)
Biological process (GO): progesterone metabolic process; hormone biosynthetic process
Molecular function (GO): heme binding; iron ion binding; steroid 17-alpha-monooxygenase activity
Source: RefSeq, a predicted model, not a curated record
GAUAUCAUUGACCAUUGUUUUUCUUUAGUAGAGCAUCUUGUUUGACCUUGUGCAAUCAUAAAAUAUACCUCGGUUGGGCAGCACAAUGAUCGUCGAGCUCGCCAUUCUUGGUUUGACUGUUGCGUUGAUUUAUCAUUUCUUCUUCGAGUUUCGAGGCCACAACUUGCCUCCAGGCCCCCGGCCAUGGCCACUGAUCGGCAACAUAACGCUGUUGGGCAAAGAUCUUCAUCUUAGACUGACAAAGUUGGGAGAAAAGUAUGGCAAGGUUUUUCGAUUGUUUACAGGGCACAAAAUGAUGGUUGUGGUGAGCGGRGAUAUGAUCAAAGAGGCCCUUGUCAGAAACCCUAAGCAGUUUGCUGAUCGUCCACUGGAAAUGUCCGGAGAAAAUACAGUUGAUAAAAAGGAUUAUCAAACCCCUGGGUUGCCRGCUAUGUCGUAUGGACCAAAGUGGAAAYUAUUUCGCAAACUCAAUCACUCUGCAAUAAAAGUCUAUAGCGAAGGCAAAUUGCAAGAAUGCAUUUGCAAAGAGGUGGAUGAACUGUGCAAGAGACUUGAAUCACAACGUGAAAAGCCAAUCGACAUUCCAAUGGAAUUUCAUAUUUCURUUACAAACGUGAUCAUGACACAAAUUACUGGCGAGCGUUACGAAAUCGAUGACACUCGAUUUCGCAAGAUAUUUGAUAUUAACAACCAGCUCUUGAGUUUGCAAUUUCCACUGAACAAUCGCAUCCUUCAAUACUUCACCACACAGGGUGAUCUCGUAAAUAAGUUUGUCCCUCUCUUGAAAGCRCGUUACGAUGAAAUGAACGAACGUUACCAGAAUCACAAGAAACGAUUUGACGGUGAAACGGUUCAUGAUUUCACAGAUGCCCUUUUGCUUAAGAAAGAGGAAGCUGAGAAAGAAGACAGCCAGAAUAAACAACAUCUGACUGACACCAACCUCAUCACAGCAGGACUUUCUGGGCUCUUUACUGCUGGUGCAGACACGACCUCUACAGCCAUGUCUUGGGCUGUAUUGUUCCUUCUCCACAAUCCAAAGAUCCAAGAAAGACUUCAUCAAGAAAUCGUCGACCUUAUUGGCCCUGAUGAGUUCCCAACUUUGCAGGCUAAGAAAAGCCUCCCCAUUUUAGAGGCGUUCACAGCCGAAACCUUGCGAAUGGGAAAUGUUUUACCACUUGCAAUACCACACAUGACAACGGAAGACGUAAUGCUUGGUGGGUACAACAUUCCCAAGGGUACGCGUGUACUUGCCAACACAUGGUCUCUUCACCACGAUCCUGCUAUCUGGAAGAAUCCUUUUACUUUUAGCGUAGACCGUCACUUGGACGAGUCAGGCAAGUUUGUCUCACCCRCAGGUGGUACGUUUUUGCCGUUUGGAGCAGGACCACGUGUAUGCGUAGGCGAGGUGCUGGCCCGUUCGGAGCUGUUCAUGUUUCUUUGUCGACUUUUKCAGCAGUUUAAGUUUGAGAAUCCAAGUGGGUGUGACUUACCGUCAUUAGAAGGAUUAAUGGCUAUAGUAAUGCGUCCCAAGCCAUAUCUCGUUCGCGUGGUAAAAAGAAUCUAGUGUAGCAGUAGCUUUAAUCGUCAGAGAGUUACUACUAACUCUUCGUUAGCACUCUUCUCAGAAGUUAACAGUUAAUCAGUGGUCUUCAAAAGCUUUCCUAAUUAAAAACUUUAGCAGAUGCCGUCAAAACCGAUGAAACUAUAAAGAAUGAACAAGGAUAAGGCCUUUUGUGUUUCUUGUGCAAGAUAUCACACAGCGAAGCAAACGUGUUAAGAUGGAAAAUGAUGACAAAAUAUAAAGUAACCCUAUGAUAGCAAGUAAUAGCAUAACCCAAAAAURCAAUCAGUGUCUCAGUCAUUUGUAAAUGAACCCUGUAGCUUAAGUCACUUAUACACAGAAAACGACUUAAAAGAAAGGUCUGAAUUAUGUAAUGCAACUGUAACUUAGUAGCCAUGUCCAAUUUUAAUGUUGCCAAUACUUUUCUAAAGUCAUUCGAUGUAACUUGCUUAUGAGUGUGAUCAUAUAAUUGUUGAUCAUACAAAACUAAUCAAUGAAUAUUUCCACAAAAUUUUGCAAACAAAAUUGCGCCUUUCAUGGCAAAUACAAUUUAAAACAAUCAAUUUCAAUCCAGAAGGUCGGCAUACGACAAAACGUUUUUGUAAUAUUGCUAAAUAUUACUUAAAUUUUAAUUUACAAUUCCUUCUAAAACUUUUGAUAAAACACUUAUUGUUUUURUAAAUCUCUUUCAAUUCGGCCUKUACAGAUCGUUGAAUCUGUACAUUUUACAAAUAUUUGUUUAACACUUUUGCUGUUUCGGAACUUCUGAUUACCUUUAAUUACUUUCAAACAAUGCCUCGUACGUGCGCUAYAGAUCKGGACUAAUCCUUUAAUAUUUGUUUAUCGUACAUUUUCCGAUGUCAUGCGCACUUGAAUUCUGCUUACUUAAGGGAAUUCCGAAAUCGAUAAUUAAGUGCGGAUGACAUCAACUUUGAUAGUUUCAUAAUUUCAAAUAAUUUUAUUGUUUACAUKUCUAASUUUUCAUAAUGUUCAACUUUUCCUACAUUUUUCAUAUUGUAUCUUUAUAAGGGUCAGUCGUUGAUUUAAGGUUAUAUAUCUUUGGUAUUAUGACUUGUGGGAAAUACGCCCAGUUAUGUAAAUAUAAUCUUACAUAGAGUGACGUAUCAUUCAGUAUAAAAAGGGCUAGUUUACCUAGUUCUGGAGAGUUUUGUAAGGACCUUUUAAGUUCAAUAAAUCUGUUGUGUGCCUA